UUUUAAAUGUUUAUGAUACUAAAGUAUAUGUCGUAAAAAGAUGAAUCUCAUUUUCGGAGUACGACUCAUUUCCGAUAGCUAAUUGUAAACAUGAGCACAUGGAGGCCAAAAUUUUUACAAAUUGUCACUCUUAUAAGUGAUUGACAACUAAGGUUUAUGCGACUUACUGAAAACCAUGUUCCCAUUAUUGUUAAAAGACUAUAUUUUCUCUGUCGCGUCAAGACAGAUGAUAAAUGAUGCCAGAUUUCUGAUCCGUUUUCGGAUGUUUUGUUCCAAAAAAACAGACGAACAAGCAGUUGACACUGCAAGCGAUGCAAGUUAUGUACCUAGAAGACAUAGAAACCGACAAGCUGAUUCGUUACAUUCUAGAUCUGUUACAAGGACAUCAGAAUAUGAAAACCAUGGCAAACAUCAAGUCAAGGGAAUGCUUAAUGAUAUGAUUAUAAAUUCAGAUAAAGAUAAAGGAUUUGUAGAGACUUUUUCAUCAGAUGUUGAUGACAAUCAUAAAUCAAAAGAACAUGAAAAACAUUCACAAAUAAUAAGACCGGAAAUUGACCCAGAGACAAAAUCAUUUACUUUUUUUCCUGGGCAAGGAAGCCAGUUUGUUGGCAUGGGUAAACAAUUAUUACCCUUUCCAGGUGUCAAAGGACUAUAUGACCAUGCUAGUGAAAUACUGAAAUAUGAUUUACUAAAACUAUGUCUGUAUGGUCCAAAAUCAGAACUUGAUAAAACUAUACAUUGUCAGCCUGCUGUAUUUGUGACAUCUGUUGCAGCUAUUGAGAGAUUAAAAGAAGAAAACUUUCAGGGUAUAGAGAAUACCAUUGCUACAGCUGGUUACAGUGUCGGAGAGUUUGCUGCUAUGGUGUUUGCUGGAAUGAUGUCUUUUGAAGAUGCCCUCAGUGUGGUCAAAGUAAGAGCUCAGGCAAUGCAGAGAGCCUCAGAGGAGACACCUAGCGGAAUGAUGACAGUAUUUUGUUUCUGGGGAACCAAACUGAAUCUAGCUACAGAAGCAGCUAAACAGUAUUGCAAGGAGCAACAUCAUAUAGAAGAUCCUGUGUGUAGAAUAGCCAGCUAUCUGUUCCCUGAGGUUAAAGUUAUAGCUGGACAUGAAGAGGCAUUAGACUUCAUAGAGAAGAAUAAAAAAGAUUUUGGAAUAAGAAGUUGUAAACGUAUACCAGUAAGCGGGGCUUUUCACACUCCCUUAAUGGAUUCAGCAAGGAAACCUGUCAGUUAUGCAUUAAGACGGAUAGAAAUACAUCGUCCAAAAUUUCCUAUAUUGUCAAAUGUGACUUCUAAUAGACUGCAGAAUAACGUCAAUUUCCAUAAGACUGUUGUUAAUCAACUCGUGAGACCAGUGAAAUGGGAACAAAUAAUGUCAACGCUAUUCACAAGAGACAAAACUAAAUCGGCAUUUCCAUAUACAUAUGAAUGUGGACCAGGCAAACAGCUGGGAAUUUUCUUAGACAAAAUGAACAACAAAGCAUUUAAAAAUUACAGAAAUAUACAAGUCUAAUGACAAGUGAAGCCUUUUGAAAUAUGAUACUGAGUGAAAUAUGAUUCUGUUAAAAAUUGUAGUCGGCAUGAUACAGUUUUUCAUAUUAAAUUAUUAAAAUAAUAUU
Messenger RNA from Mytilus trossulus (common blue mussel), 1619 nucleotides. RefSeq names its product malonyl-CoA-acyl carrier protein transacylase, mitochondrial-like. The transcript is spliced from 4 exons. Gene Ontology annotation, molecular function: transferase activity. The record is from RefSeq and is a predicted model, not a curated record. Bases 176 to 1513 code for a protein of 445 amino acids. NCBI's taxonomy places the organism in Eukaryota, Metazoa, Mollusca, Bivalvia, Mytilida, Mytilidae.